AUGAGUACAGCACUAAAAAAGCAUGAGCUUAACCCUUUUGGACACAUUGACAAGAAAGAGAUGCGAGAAAACUGUAUUCGUUACAUGUACACCAUCUCCCCCAAUGUUCCCAACGUAUACAACGGGGUAUAUAGCGCACGGAAAGCUCAAAAGCACAUUACUAUCAGGCACAGGAGCGUACUCGACCGACACACAGACGAUCUGUUUCCCCACAGAUCAGAUUUAGAGAGAUCCCCCGUGCACCGAUCAGCAACGUCCCCCGUACAUAGCAAAUCUCUUCUAUCGCGCUCCUCUGCUAUAGACCCCUCUAGCCUCCUUCUCAAGCGAAAAGAAAAGGCCGUUAUUCCUGAUCACCUGGAGCUGUUCUCUCAAUUGAACUAUGAUUUUGCAUAUGAGGUUCACGGUUCACCGCAAAGGGGGACCCAUAGACUCGCAACCUCGCCGACUUUAGACUCGAUGGACUCACUUGUGUCUCCUAUGGCUCCACGGUCAAAGACAGCCACAGAGCUCGUCAAAGGCUAUAUCUCUGUCUGUGAGCGCGUCAGGAAAAGAGAAAGUGAUGAGAAGUUAUUCAAACGCGCCAUGGGGCGAUCUGGACUCGAAGAGGUGAUGGAGAAGGCCGAACAGCGUGCUAAGGAGCGAUCACACAAGAUCAAUCUGGUAGAGGUGUCAACAAUCAUUGAUAUGAGCAAGUGCGUACUUUCUUCCACUACCAGUUCACAUGCCGAAGGUAAAGGAAGUAGGCACAAGCGCACACCCACAUCUUAG
Messenger RNA from Giardia duodenalis, 768 nucleotides. RefSeq lists its product as uncharacterized. The coding region runs from base 1 to 768 and encodes 255 amino acids. The transcript has a single exon. NCBI's taxonomy places the organism in Eukaryota, Fornicata, Diplomonadida, Hexamitidae. The record is from RefSeq and is a predicted model, not a curated record.